Histoplasma mississippiense is the source of this 1320-nucleotide messenger RNA. RefSeq lists its product as hypothetical. The record is from RefSeq and is a predicted model, not a curated record. The coding region runs from base 1 to 1320 and encodes 439 amino acids. Gene Ontology annotation, biological process: amino acid transmembrane transport. NCBI's taxonomy places the organism in Eukaryota, Fungi, Ascomycota, Eurotiomycetes, Onygenales, Ajellomycetaceae. Gene Ontology annotation, cellular component: membrane. Gene Ontology annotation, molecular function: amino acid transmembrane transporter activity. The transcript has 7 exons.
AUGGUAGACCAAGAAAAAGGCUUCAAGGCAGAGCAGGUUCUGGUUGCCCCUGCGCCGGCUUACUUAGAAGAUACUGGGAGCCAGGUACUUGGGACUUCUAAAACCCAGUAUGAGUCGAGCCGGCAUCUGCAGAUGAUUGCAAUUGGUGGCGGUAUCGGGUUAGUAAUCGGGUAUUGGGACAUGGACACAAACAUCUGUGUUUGGAUCACAGUUUUCCUGGUGGCCAUCGUUGCCAUCAAUAUCUUCGGCAUCCUUGGCUACGGCGAGGAGGAAUUCUGGAGCAGCAGCCUAAAGCUUGCGGCCGUUGUCAUUUUCAUGAUUAUCGCGCUUGUGUGUGUCCUUGGUGGUGGGCCCAAAAAUGGUAUGUAUUCCGAAUAUUGGGGUGCUAGGUUCUGGUACGACCCUGGCGCAUUCCGGAACGGAUUUAAGGGCUUCUGCUCCGUCUUCGUCACUGCAGCGUUUGCCUUUUCUGGGACGGAAUUGGUCGGUUUCGCUGCCGCCGAAUCCAAUACCCCUGUCCAAUCCCUGCCCUCCGCGGUGAAACAAAUCUUCUGGCGCAUCAGCUUGUUCUAUAUCCUUGCUCUCUUUUUUGUUGGCCCCCUUGUGCCCUACGAUGAUACGCGGUUGCUCGGGAGUGUCUAUAUCAAUGUCAAAGCUUCUCCGUUCGUCAUCGUCGCCAAGAACGCCGGGCUCAUAGGAUUUGACCAUUUUAUGAAUGUCGUCAUCUUAGUUUCCGUUCUCUCUAUCGGAAAUUCAAGUGUAUAUGGUGGUUCCCGGACGUUAACUGCCCUGGCGGAGCAGGAAUAUGCGCCCAGAAUGUUUUCGUUUGUUGACUUGGCGGGCCCCGCCCGACGCAUGGCAUCCCUCAUGUUGAUUUUAUAUGUCGCCGUUGUUGAUAUGGAUGCCGAGACCUUCUUCAAGUCUUACCUUGCUGCACCUAUUGUCAUGUUUUUCUGGGUCUGUGGUUACUUAUGGAAGGGUCAGGGUUGGCUCAAACUUAGCCAGAUUGAUGUUGAUUCCGGCCGCCGAGAGAUUGACUGGGAAGCGCACAACCUACGUGUACAGCACAUGUGCAUACGUUCAAAUAUUGUGGCAGAUUAUCUUCACAUUCUUUCUGGUAAUAAUUUUCUCUUCUUCCUGUACCACUUCGCCGGAGGCAAAAAGGACGUAGAUGUCCAGGUUUGGGUUCGGCGUAAUGGAAAUGAUACAGUCCGCUGCAAUUGUGCCAUUGCCAUCUAUUUCCCGGGUAUCGCGGAUUAUCCCAUUCUCGCCUGGAUUGGACCUCCUAUACGAAGCACACUCUACAUUUUCAAGGAUUGA